Molecule: messenger RNA, 459 nt
Organism: Rotaria sordida
Lineage: Eukaryota; Metazoa; Rotifera; Eurotatoria; Philodinida; Philodinidae
Source: the annotation of a GenBank genome assembly
AUGUGGUUCAAUAGAAAAGCACAAAAUGUAUUUGAAUCAGUUGUUGAUCGUGAUGCAAUAACAUAUACUGCAAUGAUUAAUGCAUUUGGUCUCAAUGGAAUGGAUUCUGAAGCUAUUCAAUUAUAUAGAAAAAUGUCGAAUAAUCUACUUAAUGAAAUUUCACAUAUUUGUGUUUUAAAUGCAUGUUUUCAUUCGGGUCUUCUUCAAAAAGCUUGGAAUAUUUUUAAUGAUAUUCCUUUAAAAACAGAGAAAAUUUUUACUACUAUGAUAUUUAAAGCUCAUAAUCAUUCUCGUCCAAAAUCAUCAGCAAUUUUGUCUGAAUGUGAUCGUUUAAGAUCUGAAUUGAUUGUAUAUGGUUAUAAGUAUGAUCCUUCACGAGUAACUCGUCAAUUAAAGGAAGAAGCAACAAAUUUAUCUGCUCUAUACGAUCACGGUGAUGCGGUGAUUGUCUUAAAGUAA